Molecule: messenger RNA, 651 nt
Organism: Penicillium olsonii
Lineage: Eukaryota; Fungi; Ascomycota; Eurotiomycetes; Eurotiales; Aspergillaceae
Source: the annotation of a GenBank genome assembly
AUGUUCUCCCCGUAUUCGGAAGACUUCGAGGUCCCCGAAUCGACGCUUCGACCAUGCGAUUUUGACCUUUCUCCCCCGACUUCAAAGCGAAUCAAAACGUCGACCACGACGAGCGCCCCGCCGCAUUUACUCGCCCAACAACAGAUUCACCCCUUCCACCGCGUCCCGACCUUUGAAGGCAUUCCAAUUCCCGCUCCGCUACCGACACAACAAAAUCCCGGAAACUCGCGCAAACGUCCCCCUUCCCCCGCGACAGGAUCUUCUGUCAUGAUGGCAUCGCCAGUGAACCCCGGAGUGGGUGCGAUCGAGGAUCCCAGCGCGCUCCCUGCAGUCGAGUCCACACCCAAAAAGAAAGGGCGGACAAAUACGCCAUGGACCGCGGAGGAGGAGCAACGACUCAAGACAAUGCGCGACGCCGGCCGCAGCUGGAGUGAAAUCGCCAAGACUUUCCCUACUCGAACCGAAGGCAGUGUCAAGAAGCACUGGUACAAGGACAUGCACUACGCAGAAUUCGCCGAAGACGAGUCCGUGAAGCUUCGAGAGGCAAUCAAGGAGUACGAAACGAACAAGUGGAAGGUGAUCGGGCAGAAAGUCGGCAAGCCUGCUAAAGCCUGCGAGCAAUAUGCCAAAGAGCAUUUCAAGAAUGUCUGA